Medioppia subpectinata is the source of this 2018-nucleotide messenger RNA. The record is from the annotation of a GenBank genome assembly. NCBI's taxonomy places the organism in Eukaryota, Metazoa, Arthropoda, Arachnida, Sarcoptiformes, Oppiidae.
GAGAUAUAGAAUGGGGUCUAAAAGGGGGCCAAAUAUUUAUGCUUCAGUCGAGACCCGUAACUAAUUUAGACAAUUCUUACACCGAUUACGAGAUUAUGCAUGAAUUGGAUUCAUCGCAUCCGACAGAGACAGAGAUCUAUUCGCGCGCCCAUUGGGGUGAAAUAUUUCCCGGCUCCUCCUCAUGGAUUUGUUUGCAAUGGUUUUGGGCCAAUAAAAGCUAUUUCUUUCGUCAGGGACUCAAAAUUGGUGGCAAAGUUAUAGACGAUUACAAUCCAUUCUUUGAAAACAUGGGCAUUCAGUACAAUCAAGUGAUGUUCAAUUUGAGCAGUGGUUAUUAUAAUUUUUUUGCGGGUUACCCGGAGGCAAAACACGCACAGUCUAUGGUAUUAUCAAUGUUUGGCCAUCAGAUCGACGACAAGGAUGUCCUCCAGUUAUUCCGGGCGCAGGGAUUGGAGGCCCCGAAGCCAUCGCUUACGGGAAUAUUCCCGAUGUUAUCGUUUAUAAUAAAUUCAUUACUUUUUGGGCCGAAAAACUUGAUUAAAACAAAAGAGGAGAUCAUUGAUAAAAAUCCAUACGAUUUGCUGGACAUUUUGAAACAGUACUCCAAUAGUAAAGAUAUAUUUAAUAAGAUAUUAGACAAUCAGUACUUUAUAUCAGACACGGCGUUGAAAAAUCACGGCCCGAUCUCUGUCUAUACGGCAGUUAAUGACGCGAUUUUGAAGGCUAUUCUGGAGAGCGCUUCCAAUAAUAGCAAUAAUAUUGAAUCGGAUUAUAAUUUAAUGAUCUCUUCGGCGACGGAUGUAAUCAGUGCUGAAGUGCCAAAGAUUUUAUGUGAAAUCGCAAAAUCUAUUAAAGACAAGCAAUGGUUCCGACAAUUGAGUGAUGAGGAAGCGCUUCGAGUGUUGACCACUGGAACCAAUGAGUCCUCACAAAAGUUUAGAUACUUUAUUGAAAGACACGGACACAGAGGGUAUCGGGAAUUGGAUCCCAUGUAUAAGCCAUGGAAAAGCAAUCCAAUGCCUUGUAUUAAAACUAUUAAAACAAUAUUAUCGGGAAACGAAUCACAAUUUGAGGCAAAGAUUGAAAAAUCUGUUGAAGAAGUGGUGAAUGGAUUAAAGACACCAUUGACUCCAUUCAAGAAACUACUGAUAAAACACGUAUUACUUCCGUGGACUCGAAGAGGGAUUGGAUACCGAGAGCUAUCAAAAUAUAUAAUGGUUUGGAUGAACAACAAAUGUAAUGAAGGUUUUUGGCAUUUGGCUCAACAAAUGACUAAAGAAGGACUCAUACCAUCGGUGGACACAUUUUUCUACUUGACUGUCACUGAAGUGGAAGCGCUAUGUAAUGGACAAAGAGAUCCAUUGAUAUUCUCGAGAGUAAGACAACGGCGAAGACUUUAUCCAAAAAUGGAUAAAUACAAGUUUGAAGAGUUUAUUAAAGGACCCGAAAUGAAACCCAGAAAUUUUGAAGACAGGAUUAUACCUCCAGUCCUGACCUCAGGCGGGCGAUAUUCUGAUCACGUACUCGACGGACAUCGGUUGGAGUCCAUACUUCCCAUUACUUUCGGGUAUAAUCACAGAAAUCGGUGGAACGAUAUCUCACGGGGCAGUCAUUGCCCGCGAAUACGGGAUCCUGAAUACGGGAUCCCGAGUCUGAUAGCAGUGGAGGGCGCGUGUCGUGCCUUCAGGACCGGCGAUAUCUGUCUAUUGGACACUAAGACACAGACCAUCACUAAAAUAGAUCAACAGAAGACAAACCGAGUGUUAACUCAUGACGUCUGGAAAAAUAACACUUCCGAUGCCGGGAUUAUCCCCUUCCCUCACGAAUGGAAAUAUGAAUUACCACAACAGACUAAAAAUGAAGACGUGUUGAUAUAUGGCGUGAAUUCAUCGAAACAAAGCAUUUAUAUUGCAAUCAAAUGGAGACCAAAAGGAGUGAACGAUAAGAUCAAUGCAACCAUUAGUUUGAGAUUUGAUGACAACAACAGUAAUAGCUAUACAUUAGAGGAGGACUCGGAG